Protopolystoma xenopodis is the source of this 1291-nucleotide messenger RNA. NCBI's taxonomy places the organism in Eukaryota, Metazoa, Platyhelminthes, Monogenea, Polystomatidea, Polystomatidae. The record is from the annotation of a GenBank genome assembly.
CCUACAAGCUCACCAGCGCAUUCCGCCGCUGCACCACGCCGCCUACUCGGCCGCCGCCUACUCCAGCCUGGCGGGGCAGAGCCAGACCCCCGGUCUGUCCGGCCUGACCGGCCUGUCCGGUCUGACCGGUCUGACCGGCCUGUCCGGCCUGUCCGGUCUGCCGGUCGACCUGCACUCGGGCCAAUCGGACGCCUUCUACUCCAGCCCAGGGCCCACCGCGACAGCCGCAGCUCGGCAUCCCGUCUCCUGCCUGGCGGCCGCCGCCGCCGGUCACUCCGGCGCUCAGGCAGUUGCCGCCGCUGCUGCCGCACAUGCCGCCUACGAGAAGCAUCAAAAGGCUGUCGCCAUGGCAGCAGCAGCUGCCGCUGUAGCUGCUCAACACCAGCACCACCAACAUAUGCAUCAACACCAGCAGCACCAACAGCAUCAGCAUAUGCAGCAGCAGCAGCAACACCACUACCAAAUGAGCCAGCAACACCAACACCAGUCUGCCCAUCAGCACUCGGACCAAUCGGUAGAAGCGAUGCUGCCUUCGCAGAUGCCCUUGCACACCAACCUCACCUCAGGCCAACAUCAACAUGGCGCCCAACAUGCGUUAUCAUCACCUGCGGCCACGGCGACGGCGACGGCUACGGCCACGGCAGCCGUCCAACAGCAAAGUCAGCACCACCAGCAACAACAACACUUGCGGCAUCAUCAUCAUCAACAACAGCAGCAGCAGCAGCAACAACAACAACAACAACAACAACAUUCGAUGGUAACGUCAAUUCAUGCCUCGCAUGAUCUGUCGCUGGCCGGACUGACGUCAUUGCCGCCGAACGCCGGUGCUCAAACGCCAGGACACCAGUUGGCCUCGCCGCUGUCUCUGCCAAUGCCGAUGCCGCUGUCGACGUCGCAGAUCGGCCAGCAGCAUAAUCAUCAACAUCAACACCAACACCAACACCAGCAACAGCCUCAAAGCCAACACCACAACCAGAAUCAGCACCAGCAUCCGUUCGCGGGUCUAUCGCAGCGCCGCAAGCGUCGAGUACUCUUCACACAGGCCCAAGUCUACGAGCUGGAAAGACGCUUCAAGCAGCAGAAGUACCUCUCAGCCCCCGAGCGUGAGCACCUCUCACAGUUGAUCAACCUCACGCCCACGCAGGUAGGACUUUGCAAGUCUCCGUCCCGUUGCCUAUUCGGCCAAUCAUAUACUCGUCUGUGUGAAUGUCCUUUGCUACAUCAAUCAAUCUGUCUGUCUGUAUUAUUGUAUUACAACAUGUCUAACAAAUUAAUGCGUGUUUGUACGUAA